UAACGUGCGACACAAUGGGCGGGUACCUGCUUGUGAUCAGUGACGUUGCAGAAAGAAAUGGUGUAAUAAAUGAAAUGAAGACGAAAUUACUCAAGCUUCGGUCAAACAAACACCUGGAUUGGUGGAUGGGGCUAGAGUUUGAUAGAGAAACCGCGAAAUGGAACUGGACUACCGACGAAGACUUUAACCGAAGACUUACGGAAUGGGAGCCGGGAUGGCCGAGGAAUGAGUCCUGUGCUGUGUUCCACUACACACAGUGGAGUCUUAAGGAUGACAAAUGUACUAUGGAUCACCCGUCCAUCUGUGAACAAAACCGCACAGUUUUAACAACCACAACCGCCCCCACUCCCACUAUUACUGUUGCGCCAGUCACCACCACUGAGGAGAUGGUAACGAAACAAGAACCAACUAAAAACAUAACUGGAUCAACGGGUAAAUCACCGAACACCAACAAGCCUACCAGCAAAACCAACCCGCCAGCGCCGACGACACCGUCUGAAGAGAGAGAAAGGGAAGCUGAAUUGGAAAAUUUUAAUGGCUGUUACGCUGUAAACUACGAGAGCAUUUGUCCACCCGUGCAGGCAUUUGGGAUUUCGUGGCCGCGCUCAAACCCCGGACUUGUGCGGGUCCAGUGUGGACACGGAAAAGCAAUGUGGCACUGUUCUCAGAACCCAGUUGUGUGCUGGCGAGGGGAACCAAAUGUUCAACAAUGUACUUCACCGGCUGUCCAGAGUCUUACCAGACAGAGCGAAUCGUUUCUUGAGGACCCCGGUAACGAGGAGGCGACGCUGGCGUUCACCGGAAGUUUGGCGGCCGUGGCCGAAACCCCGGCCAUGUCGGAGCAGGAUCUCUACCAGACGACCGUCCUCUUGGAGACGACCGGUCGCGCCAAGCCCAACAACGCCUCACAGGCCAAAACCAUCAUAAAGGACGUCCUAAAGUGUGGUAGCGGUCUUGUCGCCAAUGACAAGAAGAGUACGUGGGCGGGAAUGGAGCCGGCGACACAACGGAUUGUUGCCGCCUCCCUCAUGCGUUCCGUCGAGAACGUGACGUUGGCGAUGGCGGAAACGUUCACGGAACCCGGAGUUCAGACGAUUGAGGACGAGAACAUAGCCGCUGAAGUGCACGUGUGGUUAAUGGCGAAUACGCUUCCAGGGGAGGGAAAUGUGAAGUUUCAACGGGAAGACAACUCUUUCUACAUACCUGAGGAAAAUAUACUAGCUCAUAGCUCAGGCGGCAUAUCGCGGGCGGUAUUCCUGGAGUAUCGAACAUUUGGCGGACUGUUGGAACCCCAGCAGCCAGCGGAUGUGAGGUCAGAGCGUCGUGUGGCCAGCCGCGUGUUGAGCGCCACUCUCGGAGGAACGAAGGGCCAGGUGCAGCUGACAGAGCCGGUUAUUAUAGCCUUCAAAACGGAAAAGGUGGACGGGGUUGAGCGAUACCAGCACAAAUGUUCGUUCUGGAACUAUAGCCUUGGUUUCACGGGCUCCUGGUCCCAGAAGGGUUGUGCCCUGGACAAAACUAACGAUACCCACACGUUGUGUCGCUGUAACCACCUCACCAGUUUCGCAGUUCUCAUGGACAUACAUAAAACAGAGAUCAAGGAUGUACAUGCGGUGGUCCUGUCAUACAUCACCUACGCCGGGAUCAUCAUCUCUGUCAUCUGCUGUUUCUUCAGCUGGCUUACUUUUGUCUGCCUCAGCUGUCGCUGCAUCAAAGGACCCCGUAGCAGCGCCGACGAACGGGGUCACAGUGGUGGAAGUAGCUACGCGGGCUCCGCAUCUCGUUCCGUUAACGGGGAGCGGAACUCAAUCCACAAACAUCUCGUGUUCACAAUAUUUGUGGCGGAAAUCCUCUUCCUUGCUGGUAUACAGAGGACAGAUAAUAAGAUCGCGUGUGCGGUGAUCGCGGGCGUGCUGCACUUCUUCUUCACAUCAAGCUUCUUCUGGAUGUUUCUAGAGGGUAUCCACAUCCUCUUCAUGCUCGUCCAGGUGUUUGAUGCCGCCAGGUCAAGGGUCAAAUACUACUACCUAGUCGGAUAUGGAUUCCCACUUUUGAUUGUUGGAAUAUCUGCUCUUGUUUAUCAUGAUGGAUAUGGCACUGAGAAAUAUUGCUGGUUGACAUCGGACAGAAUGUUUUUAUGGAGCUUCGCCGGUCCCGUAGCAUUUAUAUUACUGGUAAACCUGUUUAUACUGAUAUACGCCAUGACAGCGGUGUGUAAACAUUCAGAGUAUGUUUUCACGAAGGACAAGUCCCCGACAGGAAACAUAAGGGCGUGGAUCCAAGGCGCCCUGGCACUUGAAGUGUUGCUGGGCCUCACGUGGGUGUUUGGCUACUUCUACAUCAGCGAUGAGGCCCUUCCAUUCGCAUACCUCUUCACCAUUUUCAACUCCCUCCAGGGCCUCUUCAUCUUCGUAUUCCACUGUGUACUCAAUAAAAAGAUCCGCAAGGAAUACCAGCGAUUUAUCGACUACAAGCGGAGACCGACGUCCAGCGGCACCCACUCCACCAAGGCGAACGCUUCCGGUCACUCCAGCGGCCUCCAGCUCCACCACCGCUCAGAGCCAGGCUUCUCCGACAGCUCUAAAACCACCAACGGCAAGGACUACCGCACGUCCACUGAUGCGUGA
Molecule: messenger RNA, 2627 nt
Organism: Mya arenaria
Lineage: Eukaryota; Metazoa; Mollusca; Bivalvia; Myida; Myidae
Product: adhesion G protein-coupled receptor L2-like
Exons: 20
Coding region: 15-2627 (870 amino acids)
Biological process (GO): cell surface receptor signaling pathway; adenylate cyclase-activating G protein-coupled receptor signaling pathway
Cellular component (GO): membrane
Molecular function (GO): G protein-coupled receptor activity
Source: RefSeq, a predicted model, not a curated record